Messenger RNA from Phalacrocorax carbo (great cormorant), 2044 nucleotides. The record is from RefSeq and is a predicted model, not a curated record. Lineage: Eukaryota; Metazoa; Chordata; Aves; Suliformes; Phalacrocoracidae.
AUGGCUGUAAACAGAGCAGUGCCGGAAAGCAUUCGUGGCCUGCUGUGUGACACCAGGUACACAGGAGCACGUGGGGAGGGUAAUUAGGGAUCCAUGCUCCUUCUAUGGCUCUGACAGCCGCUCUGGGAAGGGUGUGAUUUUGUGUUCAUUAAUAUAUGCUCUGCCUUCUACUGACGCAUCUCUGCUGCAAAUGGGAUCAGGAACAUGGCGAUGCACAGGAUAAUAAUCAAAUUAGCCAGGGUAGCCCAUAGGCGUGCACACAGAAUCGGUUUUCAUGGUGAAUAGGUGAAUAGCUGAUAACAUGAUCCCGUAUGAGCCUGGCCAUAUGAGAAAGCUGCACAUCUGCAGAAGUUGUUGCUGCUAUUGAUGUGAACACUCUUGCCAAUGAAGUUUAUAAGCAUAACUUUCCCAGCACGCCAUUGUGGGCAAAGACAAUUGAGAAUUGGCCUGCAAGGUGAUGUAUCUGAUCCACGGACAAAAAGCUUUCUCUAUAUCCUUGAUAUUCUCCCAAGACUCCAGAAGCUUCCAAAAUACCUACUUCUGGAAAAUGUUAAAGGAUUUGAAUCCUCUUCUGCGAGAAAUGAACUUCUGCGAACACUAGAAACCUGUGGAUUUAAAUAUCAAGAAUUUCUAUUGUCUCCAACCUGUCUUGGCAUUCCCAAUUCUAGGCUGCGAUAUUUUCUAAUUGCAAAGCUUCACCAAGAGCCAUUUGCCUUUCAAGCUCCUGGUCAGAUAUUGACAAGAUUCCCAGAUCAGGAUCUGAAAGACUUAUUCAAGGACAAAGUCACUGACAAAGUGGGUGAAGCUAGUUUUUCCUUGUCUUCUGAAGAGAAGAAUCUGGAUCUAAACAUGGAUCUUGAUUUCAGUAGCAAGAAGAGUUUACCAAAAGGGGCCUUUCUUUUUAAGCUUGAAACAGUAGAAGAAAUUGAAAGGAAACGUGAUCAGGACAAUGAUUCCUCUAUUCAAAUGCUAAAAGAUUUCUUAGAAGAGGAAAGUGAAGGAAUGAGCCAGUAUUUCUUACCACCGAAGUCCUUAUUGCGCUAUGCUUUCUUGUUAGACAUUGUUAAGCCCACAUGCCGGAGGUCCACAUGCUUUACAAAGGGGUAUGGACACUAUGUAGAAGGGACAGGCUCAGUUCUGCAGACAGCAGUAGAUGUACAGCUUGAAUCAGUGUUUAAACACAUAGAGGAGUUACCAGAAGAAGCGAAGCUUAUGAAGUUGUUGACACUAAAACUGAGGUACUUCACCCCAAGAGAAAUAGCAAAUCUUCAUGGAUUCCCUCUGGAAUUUGGCUUUCCUGACAAAGUAACAAUAAAGCAAUGCUACCGUCUUCUGGGAAACAGCCUCAAUGUACGUGUGGUAGCAAAAUUGAUUUCCGUUCUUCUUGGAUAAUUUAGAACGUGAAUCUGAUGAGUACAGACUGCUGACAGAAAAUACUUCCAUCUUUCAAGAGAAAGCUGACGGCAUCUGAACAAAAAUCAUAACUUACCAAAGUAUCUGUCCAGACAUUUUGCUGAACAGUUCUGAUACUUUUUUAAUACUUUGAUUUUACGGUGGAUUUGCACUGUAGAGGUGUUUUAUUUAAAUGGAAGCUGCCAGGACUUAAUUGCUGUAUUUAAAUGUCAUUUUUAGUUUGCAGAAGAGCAGCAUUUACAUAUACCUCAAUGAAAAUGGAUAAGACUAUUUUAUCUUAAAACAGUCUUCUCAGUACAGUAUAAAAAGGCUGUAAAUGUCAAAGCUGUUUUAAUUAAGUGCAGAGACCAAGUUCUACAUGUAAAAUGUUCAUCUGUAAUUAUCAGUGAUCCAUUCUUAAAAGAUCUAUUGUAUAUAUGACCUGAAAUUUUGAUGUGGUUUUUUUUUUUGUAGCUAAUGUAACUGUUAAAUUCAGUAUUUUGUAUACAAUUUUUAAGACUACGCAGUGUCAUCCUUAGUUUAUGGUUGUCUCAUCCUCUCUAAAAAUACUUGUAGGUUUCUGGAACCCAACUGUAUCUGUCUGGAAUGAUCUGUUUAGGUGCAGCUGAAUAAAAUUUCAAGAUUAUCACAA